This is a messenger RNA of Triticum aestivum (bread wheat), 2801 nucleotides long. Its product is annotated as wall-associated receptor kinase 3. Gene Ontology annotation, biological process: cell surface receptor signaling pathway; protein phosphorylation. The record is from RefSeq and is a predicted model, not a curated record. NCBI's taxonomy places the organism in Eukaryota, Viridiplantae, Streptophyta, Magnoliopsida, Poales, Poaceae. Gene Ontology annotation, molecular function: protein serine/threonine kinase activity; ATP binding; polysaccharide binding. Gene Ontology annotation, cellular component: plasma membrane.
AUUUGAACCUAAAUUCUUGUCUGAUGGCAAAAGACUUGAAAUCCGAGAAUAACUAAGCGACACAUACAGAGUUUAUGUUCUAUUUUAUAAGACGGGCAUUAAUCUCUGUUUCAUCAUCUGAUUCAGAUAUUGUUGGAUCAAAAUGUUUGUAGUAGUGGGAUCAAACUCUUGACUAACUACCGAUAUAUUCCCUAUGUGAUGGCAGUUUUAAGGGAUUUUUCCUAAAUGGUGUUCGCAUUGGUUUGUCGUCUACUAAUAUGUCGUAUUUGGCAUUUUGUAUUUUGUGAAGACAAAUGACCGAUAUCAAUGAUAGAUUGGUCAGAAGCUCUUACUACUAGGUGCUGUCACGCUAAUCCUGCAGCAUAGUACCACCGUUUAUGGGUCUGGGUCUUCUGAGAGCGUCAACAUGGCACGGCCUGGCUGCCCAGACAAGUGUGGUAACGUCAGCAUCCCGUACCCGUUCGGCACUGGAAAGGGCUGCUUCCAAGAACCCUUUAAUGUUACAUGCCAUGAGAGCAGGGCAUAUCUGGCCUCAACCGGAGUUAGGGUACUAGACAUCAAUCUUACCUUUGGUGAGGUUCGUGUUCAGAACCCAAAGAUAGCAUCACAAUGCAAUUACACCAACGGCACCAAUAGCACCAGUUUUCCUGGCUUAAGUCUUGAUCCUUUUCAUAAGGUUUCCAACACCAAGAACCAUUUGAUAUCAAUCGGGUGUAGUAUGCUUGGAAUGAUCCUAGGAGUGACCAAGGGCAAGAACCAGCUUGAGUUACCCAUUGUCAACUCAUGCUUUUCAUUCUGCACUGACGCAAGUAGCGUCGAUAAUAGCACAGAAUGCGCUGGCAUGGGUUGUUGCCAGACCCCCUUUCCAGGAAACAUCAGCUCCUUCAACACCUCAUGUACACCAAUACCACCUAUAUACAAUGCUACCAUCCAGUCUUUUAGCCCAUGCAGCUAUUCAUUCAUCGCGGAGGUGGACUCGUUCAAGUUUGAUCGUUCAUAUGUCAGCUCUACAAAUUUCAGAAGUAAAUAUACUGAGGGUUUUCCUUUGGUACUUGAUUGGGUUGUUGGUAAUGGAAGUUGUUCGGAAGCCACCAAGACGGGGUCACAGUAUGCCUGUCAAGCCAUGAACAGCCAAUGCAUUAAUGUGUCCAAUGGCCCUGGUUACCGCUGCAACUGCUCUCAAGGUUAUGUGGGCAAUCCUUACCUACAAGGAGGGUGCCGAGACAUCAAUGAGUGCGAACCUCCAAACCAGUCUUUGUAUCCUUGCAAAGGUAAUUGUAGAAACACCGAUGGGAGCUACACCUGUUCAUGCCCAUCAGGAUUCAGGAGUGAUGAUCCAAAGAGCAUACCCUGCGUUAGAGCUGACCCAAAGAGAGCUCUGAAGGUGGCCUUAGGCACAUCCGCCGGUGUCGUCUUCCUCAUGGUUUGCAUGUUUGCUCUACGGGCUGAAUAUCAGAAAAGGAAGCUGGCAAAAGAGAAGGAAAGAUUCUUCGAUCAGAAUGGUGGUCAGAUACUGUACCAUCAAAUUAUGUCAAAACAAGUCGAUACAUUGAAGAUAUUCACGCAGGAAGAUCUGAAGAAGGCUACAAACGAUUUUGACAAGAGCAGAGAAGUGGGCAAGGGGGGUCACGGCACUGUCUACAAGGGCAUUCUUAAGGAUAACAAGGAAGUAGCCGUGAAACGCUCAAAGAUCAUGAAUGUGGCCGAAACUGACGAGUUUGUGCAGGAGAUUAUUAUACUUUCACAAACCAACCACCGUAAUGUGGUCAGGCUUUUAGGGUGCUGCUUAGAGGUGGAAGUUCCGAUGCUGGUCUACGAAUUCAUCCCGAAUGGCACUCUCUUUCAUUUUAUCCAUCGCAACUAUGGAAGUCCACCUCCCUCGCUGGAUACCCGUCUCAGGGUCGCUCAAGAAUCUGCUGAAGCACUGGCGUAUCUGCAUCUGUCCAUGAACCGCCCUAUAGUACAUGGAGAUGUUAAGUCUAUGAACAUUCUCUUGGACGAGAACUACAUGGCGAAAGUGACCGACUUUGGGGCGUCAAGGAUGCUCCCCAAGGAUGAGGUUCAGUUCAUGACAUUGGUGCAGGGCACCAUGGGUUACCUGGACCCUGAGUACCUGCAGGAGCGGAAGCUAACAGAGAAGAGCGACGUUUACAGCUUUGGCGUUGUGCUGCUGGAACUGAUCACGGGGAAAACAGCCAUCUACCACGACGGCCCCAUGGAAGCCAAGAACCUCGCGUCGUCCUUCCUGCUUGCGAUGAAGGAUGGGAGCCUUGAUGGCAUCCUGGAUGCUAGCAUAGUAAGCGCCGGGAUGGAGACGCUGUUGGGAGAAGUUACCGAGCUGUCGAGUAUGUGCUUGAGCACCAGGGGGAAAGAGAGACCUUCCAUGACCCAGGUGGCUGACAAGCUAAAGGCUCUGCGAAGCACCUGGAGGGAGAAACUGGUGCUCGAGCAUGGCCAAUCAGAGAGUCUGGUCAUUGGCUCCUCCGCUGCACCUUUAAUGCUUCGUGUUCCUCCGCAGUCGAGCAUGUUCUCGACUGGGGCCCAGAUCUCUGAAGUAGGUAUAGAGACACCCAGAUGAUAAUUUCAAUUGAUUAUUACACCAUGCGAGUGGUAUUGCGAAGAGUGUUCGAGGCCUGGCGCUUCUAAUAUAUUAUCUAUUUAUCUAUUUUUUAGAAGUAUACUAUCUGUAUUUGUGACGUUAAUGUAGAAGUUGGAAUUGGUUGUCACAACAUUUAUAGAACGGUGUUGGUUAUGGGAUAUUUGACCUUGUUCGUUUAUUGUUGUGUUGCUUGCUGCCUUUC